AUGUCGUCCUUUCGAGAACUAGGAAACGAGAAGUUCAAAGCCGGUGAAUUCAAGGAGGCCGAGCAACUCUACACCCAAGCAAUCGCCGAACACUCGCGCUCCGACCCCAAAGUCUUUACCAACCGAGCUCUCACCCGCAUCCGUCUACAAGACUGGCCCGGCGCUGAAUCCGAUGCGCGCAAGGCGAUCGAGCUGUAUGGAUCCAAGCACAAGAAUGCCGCCAUGAAGUCUCACUACUAUUUGGCGCAAGCACUUCUCGGGCAGCGGCAUGUCGGUGAAGCCCUGGAGGAAGCGAAAACCGCGUACACCAUCUGUUUAGAAACACACGACAGCUCUGCGGAGCUGAUUUCCAACUUCAUUUUAAAAGCAAAGCAAGCACAAUGGCAGGCCAAAGAGACGGCGCGGUUGAGGGAGAUGAGUGAGACGUUGGCGUUGGUGGAGGAUCUGCUGGAUGCCCAAUUGCAGCGGGAUCUUGACGCCGUGGAAGAAAAGUUCAAGACAGCCCAGAUCGGCGAGACAGGACGCAGAGAGGAAAUCGAAGAGCUCCAGAGAGAGGCGGAUGUGAGAAGAGCAAAUAUCAGGCGGGGAUUUGAAGACAAGGGUGUGCCGGAUUCAGCGGAGAGGGUCGUCCCCGACUGGCUCAUUGACCCCAUAACCUUCGAGGUGAUGCACGAUCCGGUCGUAACACCCACUGGAGUCUCAUACGAGCGAGUAUCGCUUCUGAAACACAUCAAGGCCAUUGGGUGUGACCCGCUCACGAGGCAACCUCUCAAGCCGGACCAAUUGAUACCCAAUGUUGCGUUGAAGAAUGCUUGUGCAGAGUUCCUGGAGAAGAACGGGUGGGCUGCUGAUUGGUAG
Cladophialophora psammophila CBS 110553 is the source of this 858-nucleotide messenger RNA. RefSeq lists its product as uncharacterized. NCBI's taxonomy places the organism in Eukaryota, Fungi, Ascomycota, Eurotiomycetes, Chaetothyriales, Herpotrichiellaceae. Gene Ontology annotation, molecular function: ubiquitin protein ligase activity; protein-folding chaperone binding. Bases 1 to 858 code for a protein of 285 amino acids. Gene Ontology annotation, biological process: positive regulation of proteolysis; cellular response to misfolded protein; protein polyubiquitination. Gene Ontology annotation, cellular component: cytoplasm. The record is from RefSeq and is a predicted model, not a curated record. The transcript has 3 exons.